AUGGAAGAAGGAAAUAAUGGAAAUAAUGGAAAUAAUCAAAUUUCUAAUCCCAUGACAUUGACUCAGCAAAGGUCAACUAGGCCAAGGUUCCAAUUCACGCCACAACACAAGGAACUAUUAGAAAGUGUUUAUCAGACGUCCGCUUAUCCUGAUAAAACAAGCAAGCAACAGAUUGCUGCUCUAAUUGGGGCAACUGAAAUCCAAGUAAAUGAGUGGUUCCAACGAAGGAGGAAGAAAGAUCCUGCUAUUUCAACUAAAAUGGCUGCUAAUAUUUCAAACACUGGCAGUCAUACUAGUCAAUUUAACGCCAUGCCAAUAAUAAGUAACAAUGCUUUUACCAACCUGUUUAAUAGUGGCAAUGCCACUCCAACUCAAAAUAUUUCUACUGCUCCGUCGGUUACUACCCCUCAAGUCCAGUUUACAUCGUCGGCGAUUACGUCACCCUUUCUUCCUUAUAGUGGAAGUGUAAAUCCUCCAAUACCAAAUCACGAAGUAUAUGUAUAUAUCGGGGACAGUCAAGGCGCUACCACAAAUUCUGACAAUAAAUCAGAGAAACGUGACGAAAAAAAUAUGAGCACUGAUACAUCUAGACAAUUAAUAGAGAGUAUAAUGCCCUAUUUAAAGUCAGAUCUGGGCUUAAUCUCAUCUCAGGUUGUUUAUGACUUUCUUCACAAAGUAAAAGAUGCUCCUUUGUCUGCGCGUGGUUCAAUUCUUCAUAUAAUUGAUCAAACCAAAGAUAAUGAAACAUUAAAAUGUUUAGUAAAUGAAAGGGUUUGUUAUCUUUUAAGGAAUUGGAUCAAAGAAGAAGCAAAAUUACCCGACAGCGACUUAUUAUUGAAGCUACUCCAAACGGUUAAUCAUCUUCCCAUUGACACCGAAGCUCUAUCUUCAAGUGGUCUUGGAAGAGUUGUUAAUAAUACCCGAGUUAAAGAUUCACAAAUACCGGGUGUAUCCGCAUUAGCAUCUUUACUCAUAAAUAAAUGGAUAGAAGAGAAAAGACGAAUAGAUGUUAAAGUUUCUACAGAAACUACUAGACCAGUAGCGACAUCUAGUAGUAAUAUCAAGACAAUUACAAAAUCUUCAACGCCGAUAUCCUCAAAAUCAUCAAAUCAAUCAUCUCAAUCAUCACAGAUGACAUCUAAAUUAAUCAAAGGAAGAGAUAGUGGGUUUUCAAGGUUUGUGAAACCAGAACAGAAGACGAAAGAGAUCGAUCCCAAGAUACGGGCGAGACCAGACGCAAGUCUUUUUGAUGAAAUUCUUGGUAAUCUUUCCAUGUCCAAACCGCCGACAAAGCAGAUGACACAAACUAAUAACGAAAAACAAGCUUCACAUGAAUCACAAGAUAAUGAAAGACAAAGUACUCAAAGUACCAACGUACAACUGAAUACAUCAUCAUUAGGUUCUACGGUUCAAAAAUCAUCAUCUAUGGAAAUAAUUGAAGAUAGUCCAACUACAAAUUUAAGGGAUAAUAAUAGGAAAGAAAUUAAAUCAGUUUCAUCUAAAAAAAGAAAGAGGGUUACAUUUGCUACUGAACUUACUCAAGUUAGAUUGUUUGAAGAUGAGGAACCCGAAGAGUUAGAAUUUUCCACAGCAAACACUCCUCAUCAAUUUGGUAAUGCUCGAGAUUUAGACAGAAAUGAAGGAUUGACAGCAUUCAAGAGAGAGGAACGAGAACGACAAAUUUUAGAAGCAAUUUACAUCACAUCAGAUCAAGUACCGUUUUCACCUGCAGAACCUGAUGAAAAUUUACAGCCUCACAUCAAGUCUCGUGAAAUAGCUUUAUAUGAAGAAUUUAAUAAUGAACAUGAAUAUGAUGAUCGUACAGAUAGUGACUUUUUUGAAAAUGAUUUAGAUAGUUCACCUAGUGAAGAAUUAUUAAGAACAUUACAUCAGGAAUGGAAAUCCAGAAUGUGGUACACAAUCUGGUUGGGAGAAUGCCUAUAA
Molecule: messenger RNA, 1944 nt
Organism: Diversispora eburnea
Lineage: Eukaryota; Fungi; Glomeromycota; Glomeromycetes; Diversisporales; Diversisporaceae
Source: the annotation of a GenBank genome assembly